AUGAGCGCAUCCGUAAGCGCGCGCGUGCCACUCUCACCACUCAUCCUGUGCGGGCCAUCCGGGAGCGGGAAGUCAACGCUCCUGGGGCGUCUAUUCGACGAGUACCCUAACGACUUUGGUUUCUCGAUUAGCCACACGACACGCCAGCCGCGCGACGGCGAGACACUCGGCCAGAGCUACCACUUUGUCAACAAGGAUGUCUUCCAGAAGCUGAUUCACUCGGGUUCGUUUAUCGAGCACGCCGUCUUCUCCAACAACUUCUACGGUACUUCCGCCAAAGCGGUCGCAGAGGUCGGCAAGCAGCAGCGGAGAUGUAUUCUGGACAUAGACGCGCAAGGCGUGAGGUCUAUCAAGGCACUCCAUCGUGACCUCCAGCCCACCUUUGUCUUUGUAUCGCCUCCCAGUCUCGAUAUACUCGCAGGCAGGCUAGCUAAGAGGGGGUCGGAGAGUGAGGAUAGUCUGAAAAGUAGACUGGAUGCUGCCAAAAGUGAACUCGAUUACGCCGCUACUGGCGCAUUUGACCAUGUUAUCGUCAACGACUCACUGGACACGGCCUAUGACAAGCUGAGAGGUGUAGCGUUGGGUGUGGGCGCUGCUCAUGACACACUACCUUGUUUUUAG
This is a messenger RNA of Wallemia ichthyophaga EXF-994, 621 nucleotides long. Its product is annotated as Guanylate kinase. The coding region runs from base 1 to 621 and encodes 206 amino acids. Gene Ontology annotation, cellular component: cytosol. Gene Ontology annotation, biological process: purine nucleotide metabolic process. The transcript is spliced from 2 exons. The record is from RefSeq and is a predicted model, not a curated record. Gene Ontology annotation, molecular function: GMP kinase activity. NCBI's taxonomy places the organism in Eukaryota, Fungi, Basidiomycota, Wallemiomycetes, Wallemiales, Wallemiaceae.